UCCCCACAAAUCCAGCACAAAGGAAAUGGAAACGCCAGGAAUUUUACAAAGGGUCUCCACACGCGCCCCACGGCCCGAGCCCCGGAACCGGAACCCUCUUCUCCCCAUUCGCAGAGCAGACACGCUUCCCCAAGGCCAAGAAACGCACACACAGGCAGCAGCCAGCCAGGCCAGCUUCCCUUCCACUCCUCGUCUCCCUCACCCUUGCUCAGAUCCAAGGUUGAGCCGCUGCAAUCCUGCCCCUUGCGCCUGCUGCGGCACGCGGAGCAAGCAGCAUGCCGCCCCGGCUGCUCCGCCUAGCGGCGCUCCUGCUGCUCUGCGCCACGCUGGCCGCGCCCGAGCCGGACGCCGACAGGGCGGCGCUGCUCGACUUCCUCGCCGGGGUGGGCGGCGGCCGCGCCGCGCGCCUCAACUGGUCCUCCUCCACCGCGCGCGUCUGCGGGGGCUGGAGGGGCGUCACCUGCAGCGCCGACGGCUCCCGCGUCGUCGCGCUGCGGCUCCCGGGUCUCGGCCUCUCGGGCCCCGUCCCCCGCGGCACGCUCGGCCGGCUCACCGCCCUCCAGGUGCUCAGCCUCCGCGCCAACAGCCUCUCCGGCGCGUUCCCUGACGAGCUGCUCGGCCUCCCGGACCUCACGGGGCUCCACCUCCAGCUCAACGCCUUCUCCGGCACCGUGCCCCCCGGGCUCGCGCGCCUGCGGAGCCUGCAGGUGCUCGACCUCUCCUUCAAUGACUUCAACGGGACCCUGCCCGGGGAGCUCUCCAACCUCACCCAGCUCGCCGCGCUCAACCUCUCCAACAACUCGCUCUCCGGCCGCGUCCCGGACCUCGGCCUCCCGCAGCUCCAGUUUCUCAACCUGUCCUUCAACCGUUUCGACGGCCCCGUGCCCAAGUCCUUACUGAGGUUCGCGGAGGCGGCGUUCGCCGGGAACAGUAUGACGCGGUCGGCGCCUGUGUCGCCGGCGGAAGCGCCGCCGUCGCUGUCGCCGCCUGCGGCCGGUGCGCCCUCCAAGAAGCGGCCGCGGCUCAGCGAGGCGGUCAUUCUUGCCAUCGUCGUCGGUGGGUGUGUCAUGUUGUUCGCCGUCGUCGCGGUGCUUUUGAUAGCGUUCUGCAACAGGCGGGAUAGCGAGGAGGGGAGCCGGGUGGUGUCCGGGAAGGGCGGGGAGAAGAAGGGGAGGGAGUCGCCGGAGUCCAAGGCAGUGACCGGCAAGGCUGGGGACGGCAACCGGCUGGUGUUUUUCGAGGGCCCGUCGCUGGCGUUUGAUUUGGAGGACCUUCUCCAUGCCUCAGCCGAGGUUCUUGGGAAGGGAGCGUUCGGUACGGCUUACCGGGCGUUGCUGGAGGACGCCACGACGGUGGUGGUGAAGAGGCUAAAGGAGGUCAGUGCUGGGCGACGUGAGUUUGAACAGCAGAUGGAGCUCAUUGGUCGGAUUCGGCAUGACAAUGUGGCGGAGCUCCGGGCAUACUACUACUCCAAGGACGAGAAGCUGCUUGUGUACGAUUACUACAGCAGGGGAAGUGUAUCCAACAUGCUUCAUGGAAAGAGGGGUCUGGACAGAACACCAUUGGACUGGGAAACCAGGGUAAGGAUAGCCCUGGGUGCAGCAAGAGGGAUCUCACACAUUCACACUGCGAACAAUGGGAAAUUCGUGCAUGGCAACAUCAAGGCCUCAAAUGUCUUCCUAAACAGCCAGCAAUAUGGCUGCAUCUCUGACCUUGGCUUGGCAUCACUGAUGAACCCGAUAACCGCAAGGUCUCGUUCUCUAGGAUACUGCGCUCCUGAGAUCACCGACACAAGGAAAUCGACGCAGUGUUCUGAUGUCUACAGCUUUGGUGUCUUCAUACUCGAGCUCCUCACCGGCAAGUCACCCGUUCAGAUAACUGGCGGGGGCAAUGAGGUAGUCCACCUUGUCAGGUGGGUGCAGUCCGUUGUCCGAGAGGAGUGGACCGCCGAAGUGUUUGACGGUGAGCUGAUGAGGUACCCUAACAUUGAGGAGGAGAUGGUGGAGAUGCUCCAGAUUGCAAUGGCGUGCGUCUCAAGGACUCCAGAACGGCGGCCUAAGAUGUCGGACAUGGUGAGGAUGCUUGAAGAGGUGGGCAGGAACGACACUGGGACACGGCCCUCGACAGAGGCCUCAACUCCAGUGGCGGAAGCUCGGAACAAGGCAGAAAGCUCAUCUGCAGCCCCUUGAGCUCCCUAAGUAUCUAUAGUCCAACUUUGCAAGGGUAGGAGCAAGGAAAGUUCUAUGUUUUGACGGUACUGUAUGAUUCUUUUGUCUUAAGAUUUACUUGUUACGCAAUUGUAACACCUUGCCAUGCGGAAUUGUUGAAAUUAUUUCUGUAUGCAGUACCUGCUCACUGCUGAUCUCCGAGCAAAGAAAACCGUUGUCUGAUCUCUGAACAUUUUGCAAGAAGAUUACUUUUCUCGUAUGUUCAA
Brachypodium distachyon (stiff brome) is the source of this 2434-nucleotide messenger RNA. Its product is annotated as probable inactive receptor kinase At4g23740. The record is from RefSeq and is a predicted model, not a curated record. Gene Ontology annotation, biological process: protein phosphorylation. Gene Ontology annotation, molecular function: protein binding; protein kinase activity; ATP binding. NCBI's taxonomy places the organism in Eukaryota, Viridiplantae, Streptophyta, Magnoliopsida, Poales, Poaceae. The coding region runs from base 276 to 2189 and encodes 637 amino acids. The transcript has 2 exons.